This is a messenger RNA of Dreissena polymorpha, 5091 nucleotides long. RefSeq lists its product as uncharacterized. Gene Ontology annotation, cellular component: cytoplasm. The transcript is spliced from 5 exons. Gene Ontology annotation, molecular function: cysteine-type deubiquitinase activity. NCBI's taxonomy places the organism in Eukaryota, Metazoa, Mollusca, Bivalvia, Myida, Dreissenidae. The record is from RefSeq and is a predicted model, not a curated record. Gene Ontology annotation, biological process: protein deubiquitination. Bases 115 to 2439 code for a protein of 774 amino acids.
UUGCGCAUGCUCAUUGAACGCCAUAAUUCGAAAAAAACUCGACGAAAUAACAAUUAACCGAUUUUCGGAUAAUUUCACAAAUAUAACGUCUUGUGGGAGACGACGAUCGCAAUCAUGCUUUGGCUCUUUGGAGCCAUUUAUAAAUUCCUUGUCGAUUCGAUCGUCGACUUUGUUUUUUUCGUCCUUGUCGACGCGGUGGCCAAAACUCCUUUAAAAGAAGCAAGAACUGAAGAGGAGAAGCGAACAAUAUGGCUGAUGGAAUCCCUUGCACUUGGUGUUGUAUGUCUGUUGAUAUACAUGCUGGACCACACUCCCUAUGUUGGUCUAACACUCACCCUGACCACUCUGAUGUACACCCAACUGGCUGGGAAAAUUAAAAUCAGAACCUGCUGGCGCAACCUGUUUGAACGAUGGGAGGAACACCAGCAUCACACAGAGAAUGUUCAGCUGAUCAAUGAAAAACAGAAAUGUAUGGAGAUGUGGCGGAAAAUCAGCAUGCCUGCUCCAGUGAGCAAACCUGUGCUGAACCGCCUAACAGACUUCAUUACUCGCAAAUCAGAAGCAAAGAUGAACGCACCUGUCAACCCUGUGUUUUCAAUGAACAAAAUGUUUGUUCCACCGUAUCCUGCCCCAGAGACGCAGCAGAAUGUGGGUGGUAUGAAUCCAUCUGUCGGUGCAAUAAAUAACCCUGGUAUGAGUGUGUCUCCUGAUUUUUUACAAAAUAAUACUGAAAAACCAAAGGCGUUCGAGCCUUCCUCUUCACAAAACUACGAGUCUAGCCCAGCAUUUUCAAGCACACCAAAUUCAAAAGCCUCAAUUUUUCAGCCUGAUAGCUCUCCUAUAAGACCAGUCAGUAGCUGGUUAGGGAGAGCUGAUCUUAAACGUAGACCUCUUAGGACGUUUGAGUCACGCGAGAGUCCACAGUACUCCUUUUCAAAUACUCAAUCCAAUAUACGCAACAGAUUCAUGUCGGCAUUCGGAUACAAGGACAAAUCUCAGAAACCAGCUGGUUUAAGAAACGAAGGGCAAAACUUGUGUUUCUUGAACUGUGUGAUACAAUGCUUGUCUCGUACACCAGGUCUUGUGGACAAAUUGUACUGGGAAAUAAACCAUGAGCAGGAUUGUUCAGCGGCCGAGUCAGCCAUGAUUUCUGCACUCACAGAACUAAUGGACCAGUGCAAGAAAAUGCAGGCGGAUGGUGUGUUGGAUCCCACACAGUUUCGGGCUGCUGUUGCCCAGUUGAAUUCAGGACUUGUUGUUGCACCCACCGUCCGCCAGUAUCAGCAAGACACUGCCGAGUUCUUUAUGUGGCUGAUGGAAUCAUUGCAUAAUGCUUUAAAGAAGACACCUAACAAAGACGUGGAAGCUGAUUCAAACUUAGUGAUGUUGAAGUUUAUAUAUGGCGAUCUCUCUGACAGACGGAUAAGUGAUCUCAAGAAAGCAUGCAGGAGGGAGAUUGACUCAGCUAAUGGUCUCAACAACGACAGCUAUGCAGAGCCAAUACAGAGACUGUCGGACCUAGAAUGGCUGACCUACAAACAGUCCAACCACUCUGUGGUGGACAACCUGUUUACAGGUCAGCUGGUGGAGGCCUACCAUUGCCUUAUAGACAACCAUCUUACCGUGACCACACAGACUUUCAACAUACUGCCCGUACCUAUUGUGUGUCCCCGGGAUCUCUCAGGGCUUGUCCACCUGGAAGAUUGCUUCACAAAGUUCUGCAAUGUUGAACAUCUAGCAGGGACUGAGGGCUUUCAGUGUGGUCAUUGCAACAAGACAAACUCAGUAGCCAAUCACUGCCCUCCGUCAGGGCAUCAGAAAAACUUGAGAUCCAAAGUUGUGCAAAGUUCGCAAGGCAGCGUAGACUCAGCAUUUCAUUCCACAUUGUUGUCUAAUUCAUCAUGCAUGUCCCCCAUACCUCGACCUGAUGGCUUAAAUGAUAGUGGUUUUCAUGACAAUGUAUUUCGGACGUCCACACCCGUAGGUGAAGGUUCAAGGUUUGUGUUCGCCUCGCGGAGUAUCCGAGAAAUUGAACGGCGGUGCCUGUUGCGUCAGCUUCCAGAGUGUCUUGUUAUACAGCUCAUGAGAUUUUCGUACAAUCAGUUCACACAGCAGAGUCGGAAAAUAAAUUCGGCAGUCAGUAUUCCAGUGAAAGGUCUCGAUCUCACAAGCAUCGUGUAUGACAAUGUGACAAAUAGGGAGGACAUGUCGCCUGGGCAGAGGGUGAAGAAGUAUGACUUGUACGGGGUGUGUGUUCACCUGGGGGCCGAGUCCACCAACUUUGGGCAUUAUAUCUGUUACUGCCUUUCUGAAAACGGAAUAUGGUACAAGUUUGACGAUGAGCUGGUAUGGGAGGUGAACAUUGACUACGAAAUGACCACCAGGGAAAUUAGGGAAAAUGCGUAUCUCUUGUUUUAUAAAAGGGCAAAAGAUGUAUGAAGUGGCAGUAAGUGCCAGUCAUGGUGUUAGAGUCAAAAUGUAUGCAACGGUUAUGCUGCUUUAAGAGGCAAUUUCAGAUCAUCUGUUGAAUGGUUAAAUUGGCAUGUUUGCCAUACUGCAUUGAAGUUCUGUUCAUUUGUAGGUUGUAUGAAUCUUGAGCGAUUUAUAUGAAUGGUUGUCAUUGAAUUAUUUGGCAAAAGGAAGGUGGCCAGCCUUGUCAACCAUGCUUUUAAAAUGCUUCAUAUAUUUUAUUUUAUAGCAUAUUGAUUUUUCAACAAUCAAAAAUUAAGUAUGAACAUGAGGGAUGUUUAUCGUAACAUUUUAUAGCUAUGAAUUAUGUUUACAGGUAAUAACAAUGAAUCAAUUAAAUUGAAUGGAAUGUUUUUGAUUAAAAGCAUCAGGUGAAUGUUAAUCAAGCUUGGCAAAUAAGUGUGGAUUACUUGUAGGCCUUGGUCUGCGAAAAGGGCGUUUGAUGCAUGUGCUUAAAGUGUCAAACCCAGAUUAGCCUCUGCAGUCCACACAGGCUAAGAAGAGACGUCUAUUUCCGCUUUUAUUGUAUUUUUUGUUUAAAGGAAGACUGUUCUAGACAAAAAUCCUGUUUAAGUGAAAAGUGCUGUCCCUAACAAGCCUGUGCUGACUGCACAGGCUAAUCUGGGACAACACUUAUGCUUGUGCAUUUUAAAACCCCCUUUUUACAAAGCGAGGCUCAUUUGUUUUAUGAUUAUGUGUUCUUCACAUGUACAUGUUAUCUAUUGCUUUAGACAUGUAUUAUUUUAUCCUGUAGUUACAACAAACAUACCCUAAUUGUUUAUAAAUUUCACACUUUCAAUACAUAUUAUUUCUGCUAUGUUCAACUUUAAUGCCACAAUACAAGCCAUUCCUCUUACAUUAAUGAAAGGUUUAAACCAUGGACCUUUGCUUGUUUUCUUUCCAUAAUAAACGGUAACUGUGCAGCAUUUAGUUUUGUUAUGGCAUCACUUUAACUUACAUCUUACAUGGAAUGUUUUUGUGGUUUUGACAUGAUGAAUAACUUAUAGGUGGAAUAUAAAAAAUCAAGCUAUAAUAUACUUACAAAAAAGUAGGCAUUGAUCUUUUAAAAUAAAUUGUUUUAAAGUUCUUAUGCCUCCAUCUGUUUUACUUUAGAAGAAUAUGUACUUUACAGCGGCUUUUUUUAUGUGCCUAAUUUGACAAGUACCAGUACCGCGCCAAAGGAAAAAGUCGGCUCAAAACCCCUGAAAUUUGGAACAUUGGCAUUUUGAAAUCUUCAGAUUUGGGAAUUCUGCAAGGUACUUAAUUGCACAAAUCCAAUACAAUAAUCCUAACAUUCAUGUUUGCUGAAUACCGGUAUUCAGUUUCAGAGCUCUUUUUUUGUUCACUUGCAUAUACGUGUAAUGCACUUUGGAACAAAACUGAUAUUUUGUAAUUUUGCCUCGAAUGGAGAAGUGCCUUUUAGGUGUGUUUAUAAAGAAAGAAAACAAUUGCUGUACAGAUAUAUCAGGCCGAUAGGGUACUUUUUUUCUACAUACAUGUAUUUUGUUGUAGAGCUGUUAUCAUAUUUAUGGAAUACUUCACUAAAAGAUUUUCUCUUAAAAUAAACAUAACUGUGUCCUAUAAUGUAUGUUGUGGCAACAGAAAUCUAUUAAUUGUUCAUGUUAACAGUAAGAAGUUAUUUAAUGCUUUUAUCCAUUGAACACCAAUCUGAUUAUAAAAUGACACGAGCUCAAGUGGUUUUAUCAUGUUGCUGGGCAUUUAUAACAAUGUGUACUUUUAUGAAAUAAGAUAGUCAAAAAGUCAGGAUUGUGUGUGUGUUUGUGUGAGACUUAAAAUGGCAAAACCUUGGCAGCUUUCAUAAGAAGAGUGAAAGAAACCCAACUAAAUUAAGCCUUGUAAUAAUGCUUAUUUAAAGCGGGUAUAUACGCUUUUGUCAAAUAUUUAUGAAUUUAUAUAAAAUGUGUAAAAAACUUAUUAUAUAUAUAUUUCAAUAUAGAUUAAAAUAAAAGUUAAGAAGAACAUGUGUCGAAAAAUGCGAAAUAAGCCAGAUAUUUAAUUCUGAAAUUGAAAACGGCUGUACAGCCGAAUUCGCCAGCAUGUAAACCAUACAUGUACGAUGUGAAUCUAAACUUAGUGUAACGGUUUAUUUGAAUUCCUGCAACGAUAUCUAUUCAUACGACACACGAACACUAACUCCGAUCCUUAUACAAAGACGAAUGCUUCGGUUAUUGUAGGAAAAUAUUUACGUCACAAUCGGAUUGGGGCGCUAAUUUGUCUUUGCUGCAUUUUAUGAAAUUCUGCUUUAAUGUAUAAUUUUUCUUGCCCAUUUUAUGUUAUUGUAACAUAUUUUAUCAAUAUAUUACAAUUAAACACAUAAUCGUAUAUACCCGCUUUAACACUUAGGGCAAAAAAUAUUUAAAAAAAUUAUUAAGCGGGACUCUGGGAAGACAGAAAUUGUCAGGAACUAUGAAUUUUUAAUAGAUAUAUAUGUAUCUGAAAAAGAAAAAAAAACGGUUUGUUUUGGAGGGUUUGUUUUGUUUUCAUCGUACCUAUGCUACUUUGUUAAAAUUUUGUACUUUAACACACUUGCAUUUGUAAUUAAUUUAUUUCACAUGAGUGAAACAUUUUUUGUAUAUUUUUGUAUAUUAAAUAUGAAAUACC